AUGAUUUUGAAACUAAACAUUAUGAGGCUUCAAAUUGCAAUCAUCGCGAUUGCCAAUACUCUUGCGAACACAACGCCUCAAGACAACAACACCAAAAUCGACGACUGGGCCACAGAUUAUCAGGGGCCUCCAGCAGAGAUCAAUGUACCGUCGCCCCACAAUGUGAUUACACCUCUCAAUGGAACUACCUAUCAAAUUGACUGGGACGAUGAAGACCAAUCAUUUGUACCACGAGAAGACGACACCAAUGUUACCAUCUCGGACCCUGAAAAACAGUGGCCUACUGGGCAACUCGACUGCGCUCAAGGCUACCGUCAAUUCAACGAGCUUACACAAAAGAAGGUCUACCAUAUCGGUAUCUAUGCCCCCGAUGACAUCGAGACUACCGUCCAAGGUUUCAACCUAACCUUCGAAACCUAUCUCACCGAGGCAGUUGGAAAACGCUGGGACCCUCCCAUCGAGUUCAAGAUGGUACCUACACGCUAUCCUUUGAUUGCGUGGAUCGACCAAGAUCAAGACGUGGAUAUGAUGUAUGCUGACUCUGGCUUCUUCUCGUGUACUGGUACCGAGAUUGGAGCUCAGCCUCUUGGAACCACAUUGUCUCGCACCAAGGUCCGAGGACGAUAUUAUGACCUUGAUGUCCUCGGUGGAACUAUGCUUGUUGCUGCAGACAACAGACAGAUCAAUAACAUUGCAGAUUUGAAGAACAAACGGCUCGCCGCUGUCAAGAUUUCUGAAUUUGCUGGUGGCCAGUCUCAAUUUUGGGUAAUGAUGAAGAACGGAUUGGAUUACAUCAUGGAUCCUGAUCAAGUUACAUUCACAGAUAAUCAAGAAGAUGUCGUGAGAGGUGUUCUCGAUGGGAGCUGGGACGUCGGCUUCGUUCGAACGGGAGUAGUCGAACAGACCACCGAUCUUGAAACGGGAGAGCUGCUCGAUCCAGAGCUUUUCAAGGUCGUGUCUCCAAGGAUCUACAUUAUGGAUGAUGGCGACCUCUUUCCGUAUCUGCACUCGACACCUGUCGUUCCGGAGUGGCCGCUCUUUGCCAAGCAAGACCUCGACCGAGUAAUCGCAGAGGAAGUGUCAGCAGCUCUCAUCAACUUUCACUAUCACAACAAUGUGGGUCGAGCUAUUCAUGAGUGUUUGGAUGCCGCCAUCUCCCCAACGGAAAUCGACUUGUGCAAUACCAUGUCACCUUCAGAUUUUGUGAAAGAAGCACGCUGCGAUACCACUCGAGAGAUGGCAGAGUUGGCAUAUCAAGCAGGACUGGCAGGUCGUCACAGCGGCUUUCGUUCAGCAAGGUCUCACUUUGAGCUAAGAACGAUCGUCCAGGACAUUGGUUUUGUUGAACAAAACAAGAAUGGCGAUUGGCAGUGUCCUCGUGUAACGACGUUGUAUGACGCUAUCAAAUGUCCUGAGGGUCAUUAUAAGGUUCCAGAGGAUAUGUUUGAUCAUCAAUGUGAGCUUAAAGGCCUAUCGUGCCCAAAAGAAAAAGGGUAUUCUUGUUUUUGCAAGCCUUGCAUCAAGGCAUUUGAGGUGGAUCUAUUCCAAUUUGAUAAGGAGGAGGGGGUGCCGGACUCCGAUCUCAGCAUCUUGGGCGGCUGUGACAAGAUGUCUUUAUGUGGGGAAGUGGAACAGGGAGAACAGCUGGAUUUUCACGUACAUGAUAACUUGGAUAGAGACAAUGCCACAUUGACAGCAUUAGUACAUUUUGGACAGGAAACACGGGCUUUGACGGUCACAACGACACCAGAUGAAGAUCAUGCCUAUGAUUUCAUUUUUUCGCAGAACCAACGUGGAGUUGCAAUUCUCGAAAUCGCUGUCGAUGGCGUUCAAGUACCUGAGUCACCAUGGAGAGUUGAAGUGAUUGAAAAGGUUUGCUUUGAGAAUCAAAUGGUUGCCAACGAAGAUGGAUUAUGCGUGUGCUCCAAUAACUCUAAGUUGAUCAACGGAAAAUGCAUGGCGGAUGGGACUUUUGCAGGCAUCAUCGCAGGUGCUUGUGGUUUCAUCUUGCUGCUCUUGCUAUGGAGAUUCAUGAACUACAGACGAGAGAAGAGCGAUGAAGUAUGGAAAGUCAACGUAGAUGAAUUGCACUUCAGCCAUCCUGCUGAAGUAAUUGGACAAGGUGCAUUUGGGGUUGUACUGCUUGCUGAGUAUCGUGGUACGAAUGUCGCUAUCAAGCGAGUACUGCCAAUUAAGAAGAAGGGCGGAUCAGCCAAGACGUCCGGGUCGAUGGCUGCUACAUCCAACGAGGUCGAAGAAGAUUCUGCCGACGACAAAAGAGCAGAAGAACAAGAAUCGUAUGAUGCCAACCAUUCACAAGAUCUUGAAGCGCCUUUGGAAUCAUUUGGGGUCAAACGAGGUAGUCUUGCAACUAGUACAACGGGCACGGGAGACAACUCGAAGUUGGGAUUUCUUGUUGGACUUGGCCAACGACACCGCAAACAGUCCACGAUUAGCCGAAUGCUCUUCGGCUCUCAAGAGACAUCUGCAUACAACAUGAACGUACUUGGCACCGCGUCUGCUGGUUCGAGCACUCAUAGAGGCAUCAUGGCCAAGGUUUUUCCAUGGUGCGAUGAUACCACUCAGAGGCAGUACGAGUUCAAAGAAGAAAUGAGACUUUUGUCCAGGCUCCGCCAUCCAUGCAUCACCACUGUUAUGGGAGCAGUCAUGAACGGAUACGAGCCAAUGAUGGUUAUGGAGUACAUGGAAAACGGUUCUUUGUACGACCUUUUGCGAAACGAGACUCUGUACACUGGAGGAGAAAUCAUCCUCCAGAUUGUUCGCGACGUAGCCCAGGGCCUUCGCUUCUUGCAUGCGUCGAAACCGCCUAUUCUUCAUGGAGACCUCAAGGCGAAAAAUAUCUUAAUUGACUCUAGAUUCCGGGCAAAGGUUGGUGACUUCGGCCUUGCGUUGAAGAACAAUCGCGGCUUGUCUGGCACUCCUUUCUGGUUAGCUCCAGAGUACAUCCUGCGAAAAACAAACUACAACAGCAACUGUGACAUUUACUCGUUCGGCAUCAUCUUGUACGAGAUCUAUAGCAGAAACACCCCAUACUCAGGGGAGGAUCCUAGAUCAGUUCUUCGCAAGGUGUGCGAUCCACGCCUAAACUAUAGACCCGCUGUUCCAUCUUCCUGCCCAAAGAAGAUGUCAGACAUCAUGCAGAAGUGUUGGAGUAGCGACCCUCUCUUUCGUCCAGACGCGAAGGAUCUUGACAUGAUUUUUGGUGAAGCGAGUGCUAGCGACACCGAGCCACUUGCUGACGCCAAUCCCAUGGCGCGCAUAAGGACGGAAGUGGCUACUGGAGACAUGCUAUACAAGGUUUUCCCCAAGGCUGUCGCUGACAAGCUCAAGGCAGGACAAAAGGUCGAACCGGAAACACACAAUAACGUGACCAUUUUCUUCAGUGAUAUCGUCCGAUUUACUGAUAUCUCGCGAGCGCUGUCUCCAGUGAAGGUCUGCAACAUGUUGGAUCGCUUGUAUCUUGCGUUUGAUGCACUGGCUACCAAACACGACGUGUUCAAGGUGGAGACGAUAGGCGAUGCUUGGAUGGGAGUGACAAACUUGGAAAAUGAUCAGAACGAAACUCAUGCAAAGCGCAUUGCCGAGUUUGCCAUCGACGCUGUCAAGGCUGCAGGUCGGGUUUUGAUCGACGAAGAUGAUCCCGAAGCUGGAUAUGUCCACAUCCGUGUAGGUUUCCAUUCUGGUCCUGUUGUCAGCAAUGUGAUUGGAUCGUUGAAUCCGAGGUACGGCCUCUUUGGAGAUACCGUGAACACAUCAUCAAGGAUGGAGAGUUUGUCAAUGAGCGACAAGAUUCAAUGUUCUGAGGCGGCAGCCAAGUUUCUACAGGAGCAAGCUCCAGAUAUGCCAUUGCGCAAGAGAGGCAAGGUUGCAGUAAAGGGCAAGGGCAAUAUGGUCACCUAUUGGGUUGGAGAAAGCUCACCCAUAAGAAUGGUCCCGGAAUUCAACGCCCAACCAAUGGUGAAUUUUGCAGGCGACACUGUGACUUCACCGCCGGCAACUGAGUUGUCGAGAUCUAAAUUCAACGAACAUCACGCGGUGAAUUUCGGUGAAACGACAAUCUUGGCUCUAAGACCAGAAAGGCAGAAGCCCAAAAAACCAAACAAGGUGAGAUCAUUAUGCGCUGUUGGAAUCGACAUGUCAGCGUCCAUACACGAGGAGUGGAAACAUGAUUCGAGCAACCUCUAA
Cylindrotheca closterium is the source of this 4206-nucleotide messenger RNA. Lineage: Eukaryota; Bacillariophyta; Bacillariophyceae; Bacillariales; Bacillariaceae. The record is from the annotation of a GenBank genome assembly.